AUGAAAUCGUUCCGGGGGGAUGGGGGGCUCUCUCCCCCCUCCCUGGCCGCAUUGUGGAUGCCGGGACCCCCCGGUGCAACACACAAACUCUCCAGGUGACUCAGGCUGUCGGAGGCUCUGGGACUGGGUGACUGCGGCAGGAUGGAGCGGCGGCUCGGGGCACUGCUGGCGGUCGGGGUUGUGCUGGGGCUGCUGAAGGAGAUCGCUGGCUUGGUCCCGCUGAGCGACUUUUACCCCUUCGGGCUGGAACACGGGGACACGGUCAAUGCCAAAGUGGAUGAUGGAGGAUCGGGGCUGGUGGAGAUCUCGCUCAGCUUUCCAUUCUUCGGGGAGAGGCACUCCGGGCUUUACGUGAAUAAUAAUGGGAUUAUAUCAUUCCUGAAAGAAGUUUCCCAGUUCACUCCAGUGGCAUUUCCAAUCUCUAAUGAUCGACGAGUGGUGGCAGCGUUCUGGGCAGAUGUGGACAACCGGCGGGCUGGUGAUGUCUUCUACAGGGAGACCAAAGACCCUGCCAUACUUCAGAGCACAACUGACGAUAUCAGGAGGUACUUCCCGGAGCUUGAGGAAUUCAGCACCCAAUGGGCACUUGUGGCCACUUGGCAUAAAGUGACGUUUUUUGGAGGGAGUUCGUUUUCACCGGUUAACACCUUCCAGAUUGUCUUGGUCACAGAUGGAGAGUUAUCCUUCACCAUCUUCAACUAUGAAAAUAUCACCUGGACCACGGGGAUGCAUGCCAGCAGUGGAGGGGAUUUUGCUGGCCUGGGUGGCAUCGCUGCACAGGCAGGUUUCAACGCUGGAGAUGGUAAACGUUACUUCAAUAUUCCUGGAUCACGCACAGACGACAUUGUGGAUGUCGAGAUGACAACCAACGUCGGGAUUCCUGGACGCUGGGUAUUCCGAAUCCAUGACGCGCAAGUAGAAGUCGGCGGCUGCAAUGAUACAGCCUCGGUGUGCUUGAAUCUGCGGCCCUGUCUGAACGAUGGAAGGUGCAUUGAUGAUUGCAUUACUGGAAAUCCAUCUUAUACGUGUUCAUGUCGAGCAGGAUUCACAGGCCGGAGGUGUCAGAUAGAUGUCGAUGAAUGCUCCUCGUAUCCUUGUCGCAAUGGGGGGACUUGCAGAGAUGGACAGAAUGCCUUCACUUGUCAGUGCCCUGCUGGGUUUACAGGAAUGCUCUGUGAAACAGACAUUGAUGACUGUGUGCUGAAUGAAUGUCAGAACGGAGCCACCUGUAUCGAUGGGAUUGAUACGUACAGCUGCGCGUGUGUACUUGGGUUUAUUGGGAAGCACUGCAAAAUUGCUGAGUCCUUAUGUAAAACGAAAGAGUGUCUAAAUGGCGGUGUGUGUGACACAGACAAUGGAACUGCAAUGUGUAUCUGUCGGAAGGGCUACACUGGGGAUAACUGUGAAAAUGAAACUAACAAGUGUGACUCCAGCCCAUGCCUGAAUGGAGGCGAGUGUAUCGACCUGCUCAAUAAUUACACAUGUCUGUGUCCUCAGUCAUAUACAGGAAAACACUGCGAAACAGGUGGGCCCACAGUCCCAAGCGUCUGUCAGUCAAGUCCAUGUCAAAAUGGGGGAAAGUGCAAAGAGAAUAAUGGCGACUACCUCUGCGACUGUCCUGAAGGAUUUACAGGCCGUGACUGUGAGAAUGAGGUUCUCCAGCCCUGUAAUGCCCACCAUCAGUGCCCGCACGGGGCCUCCUGCACUGAAUAUGGAGGGACUUACCGCUGUAUCUGCCCGCAAGGACCCAGUGGGAAAGAUUUGAUGCCGUCCCCCUGUGACUCGGACCCUUGUCAGAGAGGAGGGACUUGCAAUGAGCAGGAUGGCUCCUACACCUGUCAGUGCCCACCGGGCUUCAGUGGGCAGCGCUGUGAAAAAGAAAGACUCCGCUCCUGUGCGUCCAAUCCAUGUCGCAAUGGUGGAACCUGCAAAGAGGCUCAUGGAACUUACCAGUGCAUCUGCCUGUAUCGCUUCACUGGCAAGAACUGUGAGACUGGUAAGCCAGACCCAUGUUCAUCAAGCCCAUGCCAGAACGGUGGCACCUGCUUCCAUUAUAUUGGUAAAUACAAGUGUGAAUGCCCUAGAGGAUUCACCGGACGGCACUGUGACACAGAGGUGGACUGUGGGAUCCCCAGUGAAGUGAAACAUGCUGAGGUGCUCAUCUCUUCGACCAAGUAUGGCUCAGUCGCUCAGUACGUUUGUGAAGCUGGAUACACAGUGCAGCCAAGUACAGGCGAGAGUACCUGUCGAUUGGAUGGAAGAUGGAGUGAAGCACCAACCUGCGAGGUUGUGAAUCCUUGCCUUCUAAGCCCCUGUGGUGCUCGUGGUUUCUGUCGCACUGUAAAUGAAUCAUACAUCUGCACUUGCAAAGUCGGAUACUCAGGAAAACACUGCGAUGCAGAACUUGCUCCACCAGCAGCACUGAAGGUGGAAAAAUCAGAAGGUACUGAGAUUGAAAUCUCGUGGCUUGCCCCCGGGAUCGACAGUGCACAGGAGCUGAUCGAUGGCUUUGCGGUAACGUACACGUCCUACGAUGGGAAAGUGCGCAAGACUGAUUUUGUCGACAAAAGUAGAUCACAGCACCGGCUGAGGCCAUUAUCCCCAGGCAGACUUUACAACAUCUCUAUUUUCUCAGUCAAACGUAACGCCAAUCAGAAUGACAUCAGCAAGCCUGCUGUGCUCCUUGUGUGGACAAAACCUGGUCCUAUUGGAAACCUGUCAGUGGCGAAUGUCACUGCCUCCAGCAUAUCCGUCACCUGGUCUUUGCAGAGCGCAAAACAGUCGAUUAUCAGCGCUAUCCGGCUCUCUCUGAAGUCUUCUGACUCAGCUGGAGAAAUGACAGUUCUGCUGGCGCCAAAUCUCACGCACUACACCUUUCGUGACCUUUCUCCAGGAGAACUUUAUACAGUAGAAGCCAUGCCACAGAUGAGUUUUGAGGCUCAGGAGGGCCUUUUGGAGGGUCUCACAGCUCCACCCCUGCCUGUGUGGACACGACCACUGCCUCCUCAGAACCUUGUACUGGCUGCUGCCACAACAACUACAGCAAAGCUGCGCUGGGACAACCGCCUGACUGGCUCCAGCAAUGGUUACGUCAUCAAUAUCACAACCAGCCGUGACAUGAAAAGCCGCUACAUUCCUAAUGGAAAGUUAAACGCAUACACGCUGCGUGACCUGGAGCCAGGGCACAGGUACAAGCUGGCACUAAUGGCGGUGCAGGAUACGGAGAGAGGACAACUGGUUAGUGACCCUGCACAUCUAACCAUCAGCACUUUGCAAAUUCAAAGUAGCACAAAGCGAGGGGAAUCACAAGGAAACUCAAAUGGCAAGACAGAGCCUGGGGAUCCUGGCGCGUACAACAACCAGCUGCAUAUCACACUACAACCUGAUGAUGAGGUGGAAAUUAACAACGGAAGCUACGAGGACAAUUCCCAAGUCAUAAAAUACUCGGAGAUGCUGGAUGGGAGAGGGCGAAUCAGUGCCACGUUUGCCAACCUGCAGCCAAAACCCAUAACUCACCGAGCACGCCCAGAGCCACCAAUCAAACUGGAAAACUUGGAAGAAUCGACCAAUCGUAUAAGCCUGGCCUUGGAGAUCCAAGAAUCUGAGACCAAUACUAAGCCAGAUGAUCAAUGGGAAUGUUCCUCAAACCCCUGUAAAAAUGGAGGUACCUGCGUGAAGGGGAUGGACUCAUACAUGUGUGAUUGUGAAACAGGAUUCAAGGGAAAAAACUGUGAAUUAUUUUGUAAGAAGUUGCCUCACCCCUGCACACGCCUGUACUCUGAAACUAAAUCCAUUCCAGUGUGGGAGGACAGUGUCUUCCAGUUUAAGUAUAAAAGAAUUUAUAAAGUUCAUCAGGAUACCUGCUACAAAGAAGUUUGUGAGCCCGUUGUACACAGAAAACCCAGAAACAGAAGGUUGUUCAGACAUUAACUAAUUACUGGGCCUUCUAGCUGAUGUGUGUAAGGAGAUCACAAAUCUGAAGACAUCAGAAGAAUGGGUGCUAGUUAAUCAAACCCACCACAAGUUAACGCAUUGUAAAGACGAGGCCACCCAUUGAAGAGCCAGCCAUAAUGUCUUAGUAUCACUGUGUUCAAUUUGGGGAUGUCAGAGUCCAAAAAACCAGGACAGUUGAAAUUUGAUCAACACAUAACUAACUGAAGAAGAAUGAGUGUGUGGAAGGGAGGGAGGGGAGAGCAGGUGCACACACUCUUACUUGUCUUUGUGUUCGAGGAGAGAGGUGAGUGGGUGAAUGAAUGCUUGUGGUACAUGGGUGCAUUUGAGUGUGAAUACGUCUGUUUAUUCACUUCAGUGUGUCUGCUGUGUUUAAAUUCUUCAAGCUGAGAGACGAGGCUGCUGGGAAUUUGAAUUGCAUUGUCGUAGUGGUAGCAUUGUGCAGACUUCAAUCAAAUAAGUGUGGCUCCAAUAUAUUGUGUAUAGUACAGAGCCCCUUAGACUGCCUGACAGUGUGCUUAACCCUACCUCCCUUGCUGUACCAUUUUGGUAUUUCCAUUCAUGUUAAGCUUGUGCUAGUUAGAAAUUAAAAUAUUACAACAGUUCUGCGGCAUGCACUUAUCACUUAUUUGCUGAGACCUUGGUCGAGAUUGCCCUGACUGUCUUCAAUUAAGACCCAUGGAACAUGGAUCUUAAGGGCCAAGAGAACUUUUAAACCCCUCUCCCUCAGUUGGAUGAUGCUAACCACUCUUCACCAGAAAGAGGAUACCUUCAUCUCAUCUGUCUGAGCUGAAUUUGAACCAUCGCUCCAGAAUUGAUAGUGCAAUGCCUAACUGAAUACACUUACUAGUUUCCAUUAGAGAAAGGACCUACCAUUGAAUCAUAGCCAUUUACAGGAUAGAAAGUGACCAUCAUGUCUGUGCCGACUGUUUGCUAGAACAAUCUAAAACUAAUUCCACGGUCCACCUCUCCACAUAACCCUGCAUCUUUCUCCAAUUCCUUCAGAAGAUGCAACAGUCUCUCACGGUCUACUCAUAACAGCUCUCUAUAUGAAGAAUCUUCUCUUAAUCUCUCUGCCCACUCAGUUAGUGACAGUUUUAAAUUGAAGACCCCUUGUUGCUGACUCCCCAGCCAUCUUUCCUUAUUCACUGUUAAAACCAUUCAUAAUUGUAAAAAAACCCCAAUUAAAUCUACUCUUAGCCUUUCCUACUCCAGUGGAAAUAGUCUCAUGUCCUACCAAUAGCAGCUGGACUUGAAUCUGGUCCAUGCGUAGAGUGGCAGUUUCCACUGUGCCCAGCUCUGCCCUCAUCCCCCCUCCAUUAAAAAGACUUAUUGAUCCCUGGGUUGCGCUACCAAAGGUAGGCUUUUUUAUGGCAUCGUCACCUCCUCGGCUACAUCUGCUUAACCUUUGACAUUGCAACACUUUAUUACAACAAAACCAGAACCAGGCUUUCUAUUACUGUAUUUUCUCAUGUUAUUGAGAUGAGUGUCUGACUAUGUGCCGCGUACUAAUUGUUGGAAAUUGUGUGCUUGGAUGAAGAUUGUAUGUUCCCCUUGGUUCCUGACUGUAGAAUGUAAGGGGAUGCUCAGAAUUUAAUUACAGUGGCAUUUUAUGCUUAUAAGUUUGUCAGAAUUCAACUGGAAAUCCCUGACACCUGACAAUUCCUGAGCAGUCACAGCUUAUAUGAUUUGGUAUUAUAUGGCAGUUUGUAAAAACAAGUGGGUAGAAUUUCAACUUGUUGUCAGGUAUAAAACUGCCCAAUAUGGAAGCUCCCUGAUUUUCAUUCCCAUUGAUCUCAAGAAACUGAAUUUUGCAGUAUUUUGACACUGAUAAACAGUGUUGGCACGGUGAACUUUGACAAUGGUGCUUUUCUUCCCCCAAACCCCAACACGGAAUAUGAAGUGGCAUAUUACAAACUUUGAAAAACCGUACCAUUAUCACUAUGGCACUACCACGAUUCCACAUUUAAUGUAAAGAUAACAUAUUCAUCUGAGUCUUUCAUAAUCUUUGGACCAUCCGUGUUUUUUCUUAAUUGCUGGCUUUUCUUCUUGUCUGUUGCCCUCAAAUAAACCUUGUAUGUAUUCAGUCCAUCUUGCGAGCACUUAGCCACUUUCCAUGAUAACUUGCUCACAUUUCCCUUUGAUGCAUCCACCAGAUGUACAGCCAACUUUUCCUGUGAUUUCUCUAAUAUCUUUAUGCAUUGUUCUUGAGACUGUAUUUUGAACCUUUUCUAUUCCUUCACAUUUUUUGUUCAGCCACUUUUCCUUCUCUUCAACAUAUUUUUGAUCCUUUAAUUCAAUUCCUGAUAUUUCUAUCGAUCUAUUUGCUUUACCUUCCUUCUGUCCUCCAUCAGGUCCAAUAUUCCACUUGUCUCCUUUUUUUAUUUCUUUCUCUUUUCUUUAAUUGCAAUGGUGCUGUUUGAUGAUUCUAACAUUGAUGCUUUGAAUAUUCCUCAUGUUGAAUGGCUUCCUUGGCCUUCAAGCUGUUUGAAACAGUUUUGAACUUCCACUUUAAAUUUUUCUUUAACUGUGCUCUCUGUAUUGAGUAGUUCAUAAUCUAGACUCUUUAAUGCCCCUGAUUAAUUCUACUUCCUCAGCUUUAUUUUGAUGGUACAAACUACAGGUACAUGGUCACCUCCACAGUCGACAUCCAGGGAUGGGCCUUUGCUUGUGGAACUGAGUUUUGGAAUCUGCAAUUUAUUGUCACACAGUCAGUUUCAUUUCUGGUCAUGUCACCUGGACUUUUCCAUGUUUGUUUUCUUCUUAGAUGCUUCUUGAACCAGAUAUUUAGGCCCAGAUGAAAUAGUCACCAAACAAAUUAAAAUUUUAGAAGACUUUGCAAUAGACAAACUGACUCUCAUCUUCAAUGACGUUUACGGCACGGGAGAAAUCCCAGGAGACUUGAGUAAACCAAUAUUUAUUGCACUCCCUAAAAAUCCCAAAGCAAUUGAAUGUGAAAUCCUUCGCACUAUCAGUCUGAUGAGUCACAUUACUAAGAUCCUUCUUCGAGUACUGAUGAGUAAGGCCAGGAGCAAGAUAAAGCCAGAAAUUUCAGUUCUUCACUGUGGUAUUGUAGAAGAUGGAGGAAUGAGAAAUGCUGUCUUUAUGGUGCGCACCCUAUCAAAAAGAGCCAUAGAGAUGACAAAAGGUGUAUUCAUGUGUUUUAUUGAUUACACUCAGGCAUUUGAUAAGGUGAAACAUGAAGAACUGAUGAGCAUGUUAGAGUCUAUUGACCUUGCUGGCAAAGAUCUUAAGAGUAAUAAGAAAUCUAUAUUGGGAACUAUCUGCGGCCAUAAAAAUUGAAAAUGAUCAAAGUGAUUUUGUGAAGAUUAAAAGAGGGGUCAGUGUGUAUUUUGCUCCCCAGAUUUAGUCAAUUUAUAUAGUGCAAAUAUUCUUAGAGAGAUUGAAGACCUUCCUGGAUUAUUAGUUGGCGGUUACAACCUUAAUAAUAUAAGAUAGGCUGAUGACACCAUUCUUAUUGCCGACCUGAAGAGAUACUGCACAAGAUUUUGGACAGGGUAGUGAGUGAAAGGGAGAAGAAAGGGCUGAGCAUAAGUUGUAAGAAAACAAAAUGUCCAAAAAGAAAGUCACACCAGAAUGGAAGAUCACAGUGAAGAAUGAAAAGAUCAAACAGGUGGCCAAAUUUUGUUACCCAAGAAAUAUGUAAACUUCGGGCAGAAAAUGCAACCAAAAAAAAGACGAAGGAUUGGGAUUACCAAAGAUUGCCAAAAUAAAAAAGAUUGUGAUCAACUCAAAAUUAGCCACAAAGACAAAGCUGAGGACCCUGGAAUGCUCCAUCACACCAAUUUUGACAUACAGAAGCAAGUGCUGGGCAAUCAAUGAGGCAAUGUAGAGAAGAAUUGAGGCUCCAGAGUGGAGUUUUUUGAGGCAAAUAAUGAAGCUAUCUUGGACAAGUCACACUAUUAAUGAAGAAGUACGAGUAAAACCUGAGACCAAAAGAAUUCUGCUGACCAAGGUCAGGAAGAGACAGUUGGAAUUUCUUGGGCACAAAAUCAUGAUUUAGAAAGUCUGAAGCUGAUGGGGAGAUCGAUGGUAAAAGAGAUCGAGGUAGACAAAGAAUGUAAUUUUUAAAGAGCCUUGCAAACUGGAUGAAUUUACCAUCAAAGAAGAUGAUCCACACCUCCAGAGCAAGAUUAACAUGGAGGCCCAAGGUUGCCAAUGCCCUCUUAGGGCAUGGUACCUGAAGAAAGAGAGAGCGUGAUCUGAGUCAGCAUCUGGGAAUGCAAUGAUGUGGCUCCAAUACUUGUUAAGGAACGAUCCUUCUUCAACCUCCUUAACCCUCAGAAGCCCCUCCCGCAAUAUGCCCAAGAUCUGUCUCCAGCAAUCGUGUGUAAAAUGAGCUAGAAUUCAUCAGGAUUAAUGAUGGAAUAUCAUUCCACCAGAGAUGGUGCCUUCUUUGAGUAGUGUAAGUUGGACUCUUGUUGUCAUAACGAUGCAGUACACCAUUCCGGCAUCUUGUAGCUUGAAUCGUAUCUUCACUUGCUCCACACUUCACACAUUCAUACUAUUCACAGCCUCUCAGUGAGACCAAUGAUGACAGUGAUAUGUUUGAGCUCGUGUUAAUAUUCCCUGGGAUUUUUCAUAACUGCUUCCACACAGUGGCUUCAAAUAUUCCACAUUGGUGAAUUGCACUGAAGUUGUACCAAUGGAAACUGGGUUGGACCUCCACUCACCUGGAGAGGUGUUUACACCAGAGUUUCAUGGGUCAUCUUAUUUAUAUAUCCAUUGAAGCAGUGAUAGUGCCAUAGGGUCAUUAUGGCACAGAAGGAGGCCAUUCGGCCCAUCGAGUCCAUGUAGGCUCUCUGUGGAACAAUCCAGUCACUCCCCUUCCAUUUGUGUAAAAUAACUGCUGGAGGAGCCUUUGAAGAAGCAAAUUCUCAUUGAAGAUUGCAGCAGGAAGCUGGGGGAAGCAGAUUCUCAUUGAAGAUUGCAGCAGGAGGCUGGAGGAAACAAAUUCUCAUUGAAGAUUGCAGCAGGAGGCUGGAGGAAGCAAAUUCUCAUUGAAGAUUGCAGCAGGAGGCUGGAGGAAACAAAUUCUCAUUGAAGAUUGCAACAGGAGGCUGGGGAAGCAAAAGGGACGAUGCGUGGCUUACUCAAUUGACUGUCAGCUGGCUUGACUGGAUAUCUCAUGAUUUUUUUUUGCCAUUUUGCAAGAAUGUUUAACACAGGGAGAGCUGGCAGAGGCAAUCAACAAAGGGUCAAGUGAUGACAUAGAGACCAGGAUGAAGAUGUCACAGUUUCAUAGAGUCUGAUUUGCAAAACCUCCUUAAUGAAGUAGAUCAGAAGGACAGGCAGUGCUGGAUGUCCGUGGCAGGGAGGUAGUAUUGGCAUAGAGUGCUGAUUUCCUCAUACCCAGGACUCCACAACACCAGCAAUGUACAAUUUCAAAGACAUUAUCAGGGUAAGCAAGGUUACAUACCUUUCAUUCUCACCUUUCUAGUGCAACAGCAUGCUCUUCAUCUUCUACAAAGUAACAGCUAUACAACUAAGCCUUCACAAUACACUCUUGACAGCUAUGCCUCUUGAGUCUGCAUCUAUUAUUUGUGGUAUCAGGGAAGCUUCCUCUUCAUUGUAAUCUGCAGCUGACCCCCACCUAAGAAGCAGUGAGAAGCCAGAUGGGUCCAUCAGCUCCGCAGAAGGAGAGACUGCAGGUGGGGUGGUAAUAGGGAAUCAACUCAACAUUAUCCUGUAGAUAAAAUCAAAAUACUGCAGAUCCUGGAAAUCUGAAAUAAAAGCAGAAAAUGCUAGUAAAACUCAAGUCUGACAGCAUCUGUGGAGAGAGAAACAGAAUUGAUAUUUUGAGUCCACAUGACUCUUCUACAGCUCUGUUAAUUCUGUUUCUUUCUCCACAGAUGCUGCCAGAGCUGCUGAGUUUUACCAGCAUUUUCUGUUUUUAUUCAUCAUCCUGUAGACAUUGGUUUGUAUGUCAUGGCAGCCCUGCUCUGUUUUUCAUUCCACUGUUCAAGGUGGACACAGAUCCAGGGCCCAGUGGAAUAGCAAUUUGCGCUGCCUGACACUGCUGUCUCUUAGGAAUGCGAUGGGUAUCAGGCUACCAGCCUUCCCCCUUAGUGUAUCACACCAGUGGAAUGUAGGAGGUGACAUGCUCCAGAGAUGCAUCCAGAAGCGGUUCCCUGUCAGAAACCCACUGCCCUGAGAUGAAGGCCACUUUGGUCCCAUAACCUUUUUGUAGAACAUGGAUAAUCAAUCAUCUCCCAUGAUCCCUACUUUCAGAUUGCACCUCAGAAUAGUGGUUGAAAGAACGGCACAAUGUGAGGAAAGAGUAGGUUGGCUUGUGUUCACUUUAGGCUCUGUUAUAAUAACUGGAACUGGCACUUAUGGGUGCCUUGCUACUCUUGCUGGUUAGAGUCCUAGAGAAAGGAAAACACUUAUUGGGUAUUUAUUUAUUCAAUCUGAUAAUGAUUACUGGCACGGUCAUUUCAAGGCAGAAAGUUGAUGUGUUGUGCUGCUCUGAGAUUGAAGGAAUAUUCCUUUAUUUGGAAGUGGGAGGGAAGAGAUGAGGCACCAUCAUUAAAGGCAGACUGCAGUAAUGGGAUGUGCUCCAAUGCCCCUCACAGCAGCCGCUGGAGAAGUCUACAGUGAAGGUCACUGUGAUGCUUUCCUUCAUGUCAUUCUCCCUCCAGGAAGGCUAGGGCCACUUCUCCAGCAAUGGCCAAGUACAGACUUUUUUGAUCUCCAGCAAUGGCCAAGUACAGACUUUUUUGAAUGGACGCAACAGGCUGCAACUGUGAUUGACAGGAGACAGAGCAACCUAUAGAGCCCGACUUCAUCAGUCAAGGCAGUGAUGGGUCUUUUACUGGCAACUCCUGCGCCUUUGGUGAAACAUGCUCUUGUGCACAUGUCUUUACUCUGAUCCUCAUGACCUCUAGUGCCUGUGAGUGAGAACAAUGUCUGUUGAAGCCUAUCCUCCUUAAAUCUUCCUGAUACACUCCAUCCUGUGGCCCUGCUCAAUAAUAAUAAAAUACAAGAAUAUGGCCGUGGGUAAUGAUUUUUCCUCAGAUACCUUCAUUCUGGGUGGAAUUUGAAGAUGGGGGAGGGAUCGCAAAUCUCCAAGUGGACUCACACUGUCAGAGACAGUGAGAGACAAGUCCAGGUCUGUCGAGGCGGAAUGCUGAAGAACCCAAAACAUCAUUGCCAGUAGCAGAACAUCUCCACACACUUCAACCUCUCAAACACCUCACUAUCGCAUGUCUUAGUUGACUUUCGCAACAGCUGCAUCUCAUAGAAUGUCGGUCUAACUUACCUAGAGCGUGCUGUAAGCAUAAAAGCAGGAGCCUCUCAGGCAGCGCUGCUGGCCCUCAAUAAAUGUAAAUGUGCUCAGUCACCACACAAUGGACUAUAGGAACAUAGGAACAGGAGUAGGCCAUUCAGCCCCUCCAGCCUGUUCCACCAUUAUUGAUCAAAGCUGAUUUAUACCUCAAAUCCAUACCCCUUAACACCCAGAAUCACGGAAUUGUUACUGUGCAAAAGGAGUCCAUUCCACCCAUCGUGUCUGCACCAGCUCUCCAAAUGAGCAUUAUAACUUAGUGCCACUCUCCUGCCUUUUCCCCGUAACCCUUCAUAUUGUUUCUAUUUAAAUAAUCAUCU
Carcharodon carcharias (great white shark) is the source of this 11577-nucleotide messenger RNA. It is a transcript of the gene sned1, whose product is annotated as sushi, nidogen and EGF-like domains 1. Gene Ontology annotation, cellular component: plasma membrane; protein-containing complex. NCBI's taxonomy places the organism in Eukaryota, Metazoa, Chordata, Chondrichthyes, Lamniformes, Lamnidae. The record is from RefSeq and is a predicted model, not a curated record. The coding region runs from base 142 to 3930 and encodes 1262 amino acids. Gene Ontology annotation, biological process: establishment or maintenance of epithelial cell apical/basal polarity; cell-matrix adhesion; heterophilic cell-cell adhesion. Gene Ontology annotation, molecular function: protein binding; calcium ion binding. The transcript has 28 exons.